CCUUUAAAAGAUGUGGGCUGCGACGUGUGUCCUCCGGUCCUGUCCCCUCUAGGGAGGAGAGUCUAGAUGGACGUAUAGCUUGGCCAAAUAAAUAAACAAACGACAGGGGGGAAGAGAGAAAAAGGAAAUUCCUUUCUGCCUUUUCCUCUUCCCGAGCAUCUUGCUCUGCGCAGUGUUGGCGACGCCACCGGGGAGCUGUGCGCAUUUUCCUUCGAUCUGAGGAGAGGACCACAACAUCUGAAGCGCCAUUAGGCCUAAACGAACAAAUCUAAGGAUAGAAAAAAACACAACCAAGGAGGAAAUUGUGGGUUAUCGUCUUAUUUUGAAAACCCUUUGAUGCCCUGACUCUGGAGGAGACAACCAAAUCUCAUGCCCCCUCCAAACGGGAUAUCUGACCGACCUAUGGAGUGUUGAUUUACGUUCUGUCAUUUUCCGAGAAUAUUUUUUGGACACUCAGAGGAGCCUCGCUUGUAACACAUUUGUCAUUGACCUAUUUAUUUUUUAAAUAAAUUGCUGCCGGCUGAGAAAAUAGCUUCCAUUGCCAGUUUAGUGUUAGAUAACCGAGUGGCAUUAGCUGUCCGAGGUGCUGAACUGAGUCGAACGGAGCCGAUACCGGGACAAGCCGAGGGGAAUUCACAACCUUGAAAGGUCACAGGCCUAUCAUUCGGGGAAGAGGAAAGCAGGGGAUCCGCCAACUCAACCGCCGGGAAGCAGCCGGUCCAUAUUUACACAUUUUUCCCAUCGUCCCGUGGUGAAAUACGUUCCUGAGGUGGUCGAUUCAACGGAAAGAAAAUGUCGGGGCAAACGCUCACGGAUCGCAUCGCCGCUGCGCAACACCAGCUAACGGGAUCAGAUAUGGCCCGGGCUGUCUGCAAAGCCACCACUCAUGAAGUGAUGGCGCCCAAGAAAAAGCACCUGGAGUACCUGGUGUCAGCCACCAACACCACCAACGUGAACAUCCCUCAGAUGGCGGACACACUGUUUGAACGAGCCACCAAUGCCAGCUGGGUGGUCGUCUUCAAGGCCCUUGUCACCAGUCAUCACAUGUGUGUCCACGGCAACGAGAGGUUCAUUCAGUACUUGGCUUCCAGGACCUCCCUCUUCAAUCUCAGCAAUUUUAUCGACAAAACCGGCUCUCACGGAUAUGACAUGUCUACAUUCAUCAGACGAUAUGGACGAUACCUGAACGAGAAAGCCUUCGCCUACCGCCAGAUGGCUUUUGAUUUCACCAGAGUUAAGAAGGGUGCUGAGGGUGUGAUGAGGACCAUGACCACAGAGAAGCUGUUGAAAGGCAUGCCUGUUCUGCAGACUCAGAUUGACACACUCCUGGAGUUUGAUGUUCAUCCCAAGGAACUGAACAAUGGGAUCAUCAAUGCUGCAUUCCUGCUUCUCUUCAAGGACCUGGUCAAACUGUUUGCAUCCUACAAUGAUGGAGUCAUCAACCUAUUAGAGAAAUACUUCAAGAUGAAGAAGAGUGACUGUAAGGAGGCCUUAGAGAUCUACAAGAGGUUCCUGACCAGGGUGACAAAGAUUGGGGAAUUCAUGAAGCUGGCUGAGACCGUUGGAGUGGAGAAAAACGACAUUCCUGACAUCAACUACGCUCCCAGCAGUAUCCUGGAGAGUCUGGAAACACACAUGAAUGGUCUGGAGGAUGUGAAGGGUGGAAAGAAGGGGGAAGGGUCGCCAACAAAGGGGUCUCCGACAAACAACGUGUCUCCAACAUCGACUCCGGCCAAAUCUUCAAACGCUGUUCCCACACUGCAGCCUCCUCCUGGGGAGAGCGCUGCUGCUGCUGCUGCUGCUGCUGCCGAGCCAGCUGAAGAUUCCUUGUUGGACCUGGAUCCACUGUCCUCCUCGGGUCCCUCAGGACAAUCAGCUGCCCCCACGUCUUGGGGAGAUCUCCUUGGAUCAGAAAUGGGCGAUUCCUUGCUAUCUGAACCAACCCUCACAGCAGAGCCCGCCCCCUCCUCUGCAGCAGCAACGCCCACUCCUGCAGCCGCAGAACCUGGAGUCUCUCUAGCUCCUCCCACUAGCACAGCCGCCGCCACCUCCCCUGGCGCCACCAAUAUGGAUCUGUUGGGAGAUGCCUUUGCAACAUCUGCUCCUUCUACUGAGGCCUCUGCAGCAGCCGCUGAAGGUGGGGCCACCGCCACAACCGCCCCUUCUGCCAACGCUGGAGCUGAGUCCACAGGGGGAGAUGCCCCAGCUGCUGCUGCUCCCGCUGCCCCCGGUGCUGAGCUUAUGUCAGUCUUUGAUGGACUAGGCGAUGUAAUGAAGCCCACUAUGACCCCUCAGGCGGGGGAUGUUGACACCUCCAUGGCUAACAUGGCAAGUAAUCUCACAAUGGGAACCUCAGCGGCACCUCAGGUAGCUCCCCCCUGUUGGGGUGCUCCCAUGACCGUACCAAUGGGUGUUCCUCAUUUUAUGGGGACUCACCCCAGCUUCAGCAUGCCCGGGGCACCAGGAGCUCACAUGAUGAGGCCAGGCUUCCCUGCCACUGGAGCAACCCCCGGAGCACCGAUGUCUCCCGGAGCGGCCCAGAGCCCCAGAAAGCCUGCACCACCGAGGAACGCUCUGGAUGACCUCAACAUUAAGGACUUCAUGUAGACUGGCUGACCUGUAAAAACCCCCAAGGUUUGUCAGUGUGUCUGGAGCUCCGUGGAUGUGGAUGUCUGCCCUUCCCCCACUGCCUUCCCCUCAGUCAUGCCCCAGCCCUUUCAGCCAACCAGCCAUUACAUCCACGAUCUUUUCCCUCUGACCUCCUAUCAGCCGCCACCCCUAAAAAGUGCCCUGUCCUCGUUAUCUAAUGUUGUAGCACAACUGUGAAUGUGAACCCUAGAUACAGAAAAACAAAACUCAGUUUAUGUGUGUGUGGGUGUGUGUGUAAUUCAGUGUUAUCCUUUACUUAAUAUACUAUGGAAAAUGAACAAAAAAAAUAUAAUAAAUGUGUAUUCAGAUUCAUUCUGGAAUUCCGCGUAUCAGCUGACUUGGAAUGGUGGAUAAACGUUGAUUUCUUUGCGCAUCUCCCAGACGAGGACUGUGUUGUUAAAUGUGGAUUGUGUUCGGUGUGUGUAACUUCACUGGCCAACCCCCACCCCCACCCCUCUGCCCCUGUUGUCCAAACUAAUAUGGAAUUAUGUUUAUGUCAUUAAAAAACUUGGUUGUACCUAUAUCUGCUUGGCCAUCCAUCCUCCCACCUGUCUACUUUCAAGUUUUUGGAGAACAAAUGCACCUAGUAACAACUUGCACUGCAAAUCUGGACUUAUCAUCAAACGUGAAAUUGUGUUCAGUUUAAUUUUUUUAGGGAUUGUAUAAAAACAUGCUAAAACGUGUGAACUGUGUUCAAAUUGACAUAUGCAUUUGAGACUAUUUUAAAUAAUGGAUUAUACAUAUUUUCUUUAAUCUUUAUUUUGAGAACAAAAAUGUAUCAUAUAUUUUUAGUUAAGUCAAAUUGUAUGGCUAAAAAUAAGGAAAGUAGACAAAAAAAAUCCCCGCCUUCUUUGUACAUACCCCUCAAUCCUUAAUCAGAGGCAGUAUUGAAUGGAACCUUUGCCCCGAGUGUUUGCUGCUGGGCCCUCAGCUGGUGUUGGGUGAUUCUGCACCGUAGCAUGCGACACAUGUCAAUCUGGGAAUACUUCUUUCCUUGUCUCAGUCUCCACACAAGAUGACUUAAUGUUAGGGUGGAAAUCAAAGGGACAAGGAAGAAUUUGUGUAUGUGGUUUGGAUGUGUCCUCAGUCCUCUUUGAGUGACGCAGCAGCGGUCGGUACAUUCGUUCAUGUACUGCCACUGGACGUCCGGAGGACUCUCACUGUAAAGCACUCAAGUAUACGCUGGAUGUUUUGUGUGUUGUUUAUUUCCAAAAGUGACUGUAUCUUAAUCCAUUGUGGCAUUAACAAAGUGUUGAAAGAAAAAUAAAGAAGUCAAAUAAAAAAUAAUAAUAAUGUGGAUAAAUAAUGUUUGCUAAGUAUUCAAAUGAAGGCUGUGUUGUUUUUUGGGGGGUUAUUAUGGAUGGCAUCGUUCUUUCUCCCUCACCCCCACCUGCAUGUGAGUCCAAAUGAGAUGCAAUAAAAGACAAAUACACUGAUCCAAACUA
Molecule: messenger RNA, 4094 nt
Organism: Etheostoma cragini (Arkansas darter)
Lineage: Eukaryota; Metazoa; Chordata; Actinopteri; Perciformes; Percidae
Gene: snap91b
Product: synaptosome associated protein 91b
Exons: 24
Coding region: 793-2607 (604 amino acids)
Biological process (GO): synaptic vesicle budding from presynaptic endocytic zone membrane; clathrin coat assembly; clathrin-dependent endocytosis
Cellular component (GO): clathrin-coated pit; synaptic vesicle; extrinsic component of presynaptic endocytic zone membrane
Molecular function (GO): SNARE binding; clathrin heavy chain binding; 1-phosphatidylinositol binding
Source: RefSeq, a predicted model, not a curated record